Molecule: messenger RNA, 579 nt
Organism: Melampsora larici-populina 98AG31
Lineage: Eukaryota; Fungi; Basidiomycota; Pucciniomycetes; Pucciniales; Melampsoraceae
Exons: 5
Coding region: 1-579 (192 amino acids)
Biological process (GO): cytoplasmic translation
Cellular component (GO): ribosome; cytosolic large ribosomal subunit
Molecular function (GO): rRNA binding; structural constituent of ribosome
Source: RefSeq, a predicted model, not a curated record
AUGAAGGAUAUCUACAAAGACGAGGAGUUGAUUGUUCCGGAAGGUGUCAAGGUCGCCAUCAAGGCCCGACAGAUCACCGUGGAGGGCCCAAGGGGAAAGCUUGUCAAGCAUGUUAAACACAUCAACAUGGACCUCAAGCUUCUCCAGACCUCAAAAGGUUUCGUUGUUAAAUUUGUUGUCUGGCACGGUGGGCGUAAACACGUUGCCUGUCUUCGUACCGUCAAGUCAUUGGUUGAAAACAUGAUUACCGGUGUCACCAAAGGUUUCUUGUACAAGAUGCGAUCUGUCUACGCACAUUUCCCAAUCAACAUCAUCAUUGCCGAUGAUGCUAAAUCAGUCGAGAUCCGAAAUUUCUUGGGUGAGAAGCGAGUGCGACAAGUUCCUAUGUUGGAUGGUGUCACUGUGGCUGAGAGCAAGAACCAAAAGGAUGAAAUCACCCUCGAAGGACUCGACCUCGACAAAGUCUCCCAAUCCGCUGCCUCAAUCCACACUUCAUGUCUGGUCAAGAACAAAGAUAUCCGAAAGUUCCUUGAUGGUAUCUACGUGUCUGAACGGACAACGAUCAACACGGAUGAGUAA